AGUCAUAGAGCUUAAAACAGCAACUGUCGAAAGUCAUGUCAUGUCAUGUCAUUUGAUCAAUGUUAGGAAAAUUGAUAAAUUAAUAUUAUUUUAGAUUAGAUUCCACAGUAAAGUAAUGGCGAGUAUAGAACUAGAUAUUUGGCGAGGAGAAUGGGGCCUUGCCUCGAUAGAUUUAGAAUGUCUAAAAGUUUUAACCUAUAUGAAAUUUAUUGGAGUACCUGUAAGAGUUCGAGAAGCAAACAAUCCAUUUUUCACACCCAAAGGAAGGCUUCCUGUCAUGAAAGAUGGACGCAAUCUACUCACAAAUUUUGAAGAAGUUGUCGAUCAUUUAAAAUCCUUGCACUACAGCACAGAUGUACAUUUAAACACGAAGCAGGCAGCAGAAGCUAGUGCAUUCACACAAUAUUUAAGGGAGAAACUUUACCCUGCAUACCAGUAUGCAUGGUGGGUAGAUGAAAAGAACUAUUGUGAUCUAACAAGACCAACAUAUGCUAAAGCACUUUGUAUACCCUUCAAUUUCUAUUAUCCAUCACAUUACCAGAAUGCAGCAAAAGAGAUGAUUGAUGCUUUAUAUGGAGAACACACAGAUCUAAGGGAAAUUGAGAAAACAUUAUACAAUGAAGCUGAGAAGUGCCUUAAAACAUUAUCAGAUAGAUUGGGAGAGAGUGAAUACUUCUUUGGUAACAGACCUUCAUCAUUUGAUGCCACAGUCUUCGCAUACCUUGCACCACUCGUGAAGGCACCAUUCCCUAACGCCACACUAGCCAAUCACGUCAAAGGCAUAGCUAACCUCUCCAGAUUUGUUGCUAGAAUUAACCAAAAGAAUUUUAGACAUGUUACCGAUGGUAAGUUCUUUGUUGAUGUAAUUCUUAAAAUGUAAAUAGACUUUAACCUUUUGAAUGCCAGAGCAAAAACGCAUGAACUUGCCCUCAACGCCAGGCCACAAAUUCACCGCAAAUACCUACGAAAAAAAUAGGGAUUCCAAAACUUCAUCGAUAAUCAAUUUUAUUUUCAUUUUCGUCUUUAAUUUCGAAAUAUAAUGUCCUUAUAACAUUGAAAUUUAAUUCAAC
Molecule: messenger RNA, 1070 nt
Organism: Spodoptera litura
Lineage: Eukaryota; Metazoa; Arthropoda; Insecta; Lepidoptera; Noctuidae
Product: metaxin-1
Biological process (GO): mitochondrion organization
Cellular component (GO): cytoplasm; SAM complex
Source: RefSeq, a predicted model, not a curated record